Molecule: messenger RNA, 2314 nt
Organism: Closterium sp. NIES-67
Lineage: Eukaryota; Viridiplantae; Streptophyta; Zygnematophyceae; Desmidiales; Closteriaceae
Source: the annotation of a GenBank genome assembly
CGUGCAGUGCUGAUAACUCUUUCGAGAGUGUCCGCAUAUUCUCCCAUAAUGUCGGGAUGCCGUAUGACAUAAUGGCAUCAUGAUCCACACUCCAUGAUGGAUAUUCAUACUGUAACGCGUAUGACUGGCCCAGCGGCGCCUGCCGUUCACCAGCAGCUCCUCCGCAGAUCGCGGCGAGAUUCACGGCGGCCAUCGCGGCGGCUAGCCGCGUCAAGAGGCGCCUCGAUGCAUGAUCGCUCCAUCUUCGAGGCGCCUCGUGCAAGGAUCCCCCGACCAAGCCCUCGCUGCAUCAUCAACUCGCGCUGCGCGCAGUGGCUUUCCCUGCUCGCGUUGCUUCUGCUGCUGCGACCGAACUCAUCUCAGGGCGAGGACGUGGCAAACUGCGAUUCGCUGGGCUCCAUCCUCCCUUCCUCCCGUCUGCACUUUGGGUUUCCCGAUUCCCUUUGCGGCAACUGGUGGAAGGAGUAUGUGACACUGCACAAUGGGAUGAGGGAGGAGAGCAGGUCAAGGCAAGCACAGGCCCAAGCCCAAGCAAGUGGAGAAGUCCCUGCUACAGCCACUGUUACUGCUGCCACUGCUGCUACAGCUGCUGCUACAGCUGCUGCUGCUCCUCCUUCUACUUCUCCCCUCUCUUCACCCCCACUCUCCUCCUCCUCCCCUCCCCCUCUCCGCUUUCUCACCUAUGAGGUUCUCUUCGGCUGUGGGGGGCUGGGCGACGCUCUGAUUGGCCUAGCUGCCGCGUUCACUGUAGCACUUUUGGACGGACGUGCCUUGAUCCUCAACCACCCGUGCCUGCCCCAAGCCUUUGAGCCCGCCCACGUGGACUGGCGGUUGACUGACGACGUUCCCAUGGAACCUUCCAGGAAGUACACGUAUGUUCCGCCUGUUGAUGCUGGUGCUGGCAGCACCACCAGCAUUGGGAGUGAGGCACAACCGGGGCCGCCAGAUGCAGCAGUCCAGGCAGGGGAGGUCCUUCGUCUCAACCUAAAGAACCGCGACGUGGACCUUCAGCCCCUCUUUGCCCGCCUUGCCCCCGCCGCUAACAUUCUGCUGCGCUGGAACCGGGGCGUGCUCACUAGGCUCUUCCUGGAGGCUUAUAACGCGGAUAGGGAGGGGGAGGGAGGGACAGGGAAAGGUGGGGUUGGGGAAGGAGCAGGACGAGCAGGAGAGGGGGAGUCGGGGAUGAGGGGCAGCAGGGAGUGGGCUUUAAGGCUGAGAGCAUUGGGACUCAGGUUGCCACUGGCUACCGGCUGCUUCCUGCGCUUCCUGCUCAGACCAAAGCCCGAGGUGUGGCAACUCAUCCGGCCGUUUGAUCAGCAGCUGAGGGGCGAUCGGACGGUUUGUGAUUGGCCUGCACAUCCGGUUCGAGGACAGGGCAGUGUGGGGGGCGGAGGGGAGGGCAUGCCUUUAUCACUCUCUGAGGAGCGAGUGAGGGAGAUGGUGGAGGAAGUGAAACCCACACUCGAGUGUGCCAAGCGAGUGCAGGAGUGGUACGUGCCCUCUACCCUCUCCAUCAAGUGGCUGCUGCUCUGCAACUCCAUGCAAGUCAAGCACGCCAUUCGCGAGAAAUACCCAGACAAGGUGGUGACCACCGACUUCACUCCCCGCCACGCCAACAGCAUGGAUGCUGCGCACACCACCGGGCAGUCCCCAUCUUCUAAUGCAGAUGCUCCCUUCCAAGAGCUCAUAGCGGAGUGGCUGCUAUUGGCCUCCUCCCACUUCUUCGUCAUCCCCAACUCUGGCUUCUCCCGAACGGCUCUGCUCUACUCCAUGCACCCGGCAGGGUCUGCGUUUAUGCCUCCUGAUAACUGCUUCCCUGAGGCGCCGGUUAACCUCACGUGGCUGGGCACCACUUGGAGCAGGAUAUAGGACAGAGGGCACCGUGCGAAAUACCUUGUAUGCACCUGCUUUCGUGCCUCCAGAUAACUGCUUUGCCGAAGCCCCAGUCAACCUCACAUGGCUGGGCACCACUUGGAGCAGAAUAUAGGAGCGUGGGAAUGGUCAGCGUAGGUACCAUGCAUACAUGCAUUCAUGCACCCAGCAGGGUCUGCUUUUAUGCCUUCCUGAUAGCUGCCUUGCUGAAGUCCCUGUCAACCGCACAUGGCUGGGCACCACAUGGAGCAGAAAAUAGAAAAGUGAAGGUGAUCAGAGGGCUUGUAUGCAUAUGCCUCCAAGCACCCGUGCCGUCUGCUUUCAUGCUACACGCCUCCAGGGUAAUUGGCAACUUCGCAGAAACUGUCAACUUAUACAUAUUAGCUAUGUGGAAGUUAUAGGCUAGACUGGGGUAUGCUUCUAGUGAGUACAACCAACUAGU